CUGCCGCUUCCUCACGGGCCGUUCUUCAUGAGCAGCCUUUUCAGAGCAGCCGUGCUAGCGCGGUAGGUGAUUUCGCACCCUCCCGGCAGGAUGGGGUCUGGCUCAUCCUCUCGGAAGUCUGGCGCGCUUCGUGCUGUGAUCCCGCACCAUCCAACCCCUCAGCAGCUAUGUGAAGAGCCUUUGCAGGCGCACUGGAGUGUAUCAGUUUUUAUGGUUUGCGGUUGGGAAUAUGCUUUGUAUGUAUUUUGGGAGUGUCUGGAUGCAAGCAGAAACUUCUUGGUUUAUUUAAGACGUGAUUCAGUAGGGUUCUGCUCCGCAUCCGAGAGGUGCCGGCACCUUCAGCACCCUUGGCCUCCAGCAUCCAGCCGGGUCAUUCCCUUCCGUCUGCAGGGGAAAAGGUUCGGGUCAUAAUGGUGCUGGCAAAUUUCAUAGGCUUCAUCUGUCUGGUUAUACCCUAUCAUACUGUCAUCUCAAACUGGAUUACCCCUCAGUUAAAUUUGUUUGGAUUGUGCUGUAAAUUAUUGAACAAACCUAAAGUGACCACCUGGGACUUAAAUAAUUUAUGUGCAACUACACAUGUGUUUCUGCUGGUUUAGCUAUAUUACAUUUUUAAAAGCUGGAACAUGUCUGGUUUAUGCAUGGCCUUGUUGUAUGCAGUUUGAUAUAGUGAAAAGCUUAAAUAAUCAUCUAAGUACUGCUGAGCUGUAGCUGAGCUGCUGGUGCCUGUGGUUACAACACCCGAAGAGAAGGAUGAAAGCAGAACCAGCCAACUCAAACUCAUGAUAGUUAUUGAUUUGACACAAUGUUGUGCAUACUGACUGCUGGUUGAAUCAGGUUGCUACUGUUCCUUUCACUUUUUUGUUUUCUGAAUUUUUUCUGAUUCUGUUUUUGAGGAUUCAGAUAGCACAGUGAGAGGCCCUGAUCGCAACAUCUUGAUUUUGUUGCAGCAAAUGUAAAAAUUAUGCCUGUGUUUUCUGGAAAGGCAGACGGUUCCUUGCAUUAUCAGAUAAUAUUUCUACUCGCCUGGUUGCCCUCUCUUGUUUGCACGUUGGAGCAGCUGCCAGUUGCCGUCCCUGGGAUAAUCCCUCUAGCCUGCAGCCUGGUCCUUUGUGCACACCUGAGCUGCUCCAAAGAGCUCUGUCUGAUGCUAAAAUCAUGGGGAAGCUAAGUAAUAGUUUCAGGAUACUGAGACAGGAUAACAGCAUUCUUGCUUCAGAGAAACUUCAUCUGAUUUGAGCUGUUAGUCUUGGUAUCCUAGUCACUUACUCUGGUAGUUUGGGGAUCACGUGAAUUUCCUAAAUUCACAUAGUUUCCUUACAAAACUCUGGGACUUGGGAUUUUUGCAUCUCCUUGCUAUUAAAGUUCAUCAAGACAAUUAUCAUUGCCCAUACUUCUGGCUUUUAUUAUGUCCCUCUCCCAUUCAGAAUGCUGGUACUGAUGAUAUUUCUUGGCAUUCUGUGCUCUCUGUGUUAGCUCUUUAUAGGUGUCUCAGUUGUCUUUAUCUCUCAUUGUGUUGAGCUUGGGUUUCUCAUAUUGAAAGGCGUUUUGCAGUUCUUUCUAUUCCAGUUCAUUAUUUUGUUUCUCACUGAAUUUUACCAUCCACUGUGUCUGCUUCCCAUGUACUUGCAUUUGUUCCCUUCCUCAUAGGUACUGUGGGCCUUCUGAGUUAAUGUUUAAAGCCACAAACCUAUCUGUGCAUGAAGUUCCUCAAAUAGAGCACGUUACUGGCAUUAUAGGACAGUGUGAUUAACACAACUGGCUGUGUUUGGCUAGUUGAUGAUUAUCUAAUACCAGGAUGUGGAACCUUCCUGAGGGAUAAAACUGAACUGUAGGACUAGAAGAAUAAAGAGAAGCUGGAUUGAUGAGAACUAUAAGAAAGCGUACAGCAGUUUGGAAUGGAUUGAUUUGUGAUACAUCUGAUAUGUGAGAGCUACAUUUUGUGUUGCUGUUGUCCAGCUGCUGCUGGAGUACUUCAGCUGACUUCAUUGCAGCAAGCCCAAGUGCUACGUCCUCUCCACUAGCAGAACAUAAGCAAGUGUGAUGCUGAAAUGAGAUGAGGCUCCGAAAUGGAACUGUGGCCACCGUGUUAGUUUUCAUCACUACUUUCCUCAGUUUGUCCUGGUAUACUGCAUGGCAAAAUGGGAAAGAAAAGCUGAUUGCCUACCAGCGGGAGUUCCACGCGUUGAAGGAGCGGCUGCGCAUCGCCGAGCACCGCACGCUGCAGCGCUCCUCGGAGCUCAACGCCAUCCUGGAGCAGUUCCGCAGGGCCGUGGCGGAGACCAACGGCAGCAAGCAUGCCAUGAAUAACUUCUCAGACGAGACGCUGAAAUUGUUAAAAGAGCUAACAAGUAGAAAAUCUCUUCAAGUGCCAAAUAUCUAUUACCAUUUGCCUCAUUUGUUGAAAAAUGAAGGAAGCCUUCAACCUUCUGUGCAGGUUGGCCUUGGAAGGACAGGAGUUUCCAUUGUAAUGGGAAUACCUACAGUGAAAAGAAAAGUCAAGUCUUACCUUACAGAAACUCUCCACUCCCUUAUUGAUAAGCUGUCCCCUGAAGAAAAACUGGAUUGUGUUAUGGUUGUCUUUAUAGGAGAGACUGAUCUUGAUUAUGUUAACAGUGUUGUUGCAAGCCUGGAAAGAGAGUUUUCUACAGAGAUCAAUUCUGGCUUGGUGGAAGUAAUAGCUCCUCCUGCAACAUACUAUCCUGACUUGACAAACUUGAAAGAAACAUUUGGAGACUCAAAAGAGAGAGUGAGAUGGAGAACAAAACAGAACUUGGAUUAUUGUUUUCUUAUGAUGUAUGCCCAGAAAAAGGGAGUUUAUUAUAUUCAGCUUGAAGAUGACAUUGUUGUCAAGCAGAAUUAUUUCAGCACAAUAAAAAAUUUUGCACUUCAGCUUGCUUCUGAAGAUUGGAUGAUUCUAGAAUUUUCUCAGCUGGGUUUCAUUGGUAAAAUGUUCCAGUCUCCAGAUAUCACUCUUAUUGUAGAGUUCAUAUUUAUGUUUUAUAAGGAGAAACCUAUUGAUUGGCUCCUGGACCAUAUCCUCUGGGUGAAAGUGUGUAACCCUGAGAAAGAUGCUAAACAUUGUGAUCGACAGAAAUCUAACCUACGGAUACGCUUCAGGCCUUCUCUUUUCCAGCAUGUUGGCCUCCACUCUUCUCUAGCAGGGAAGAUCCAGAAACUCACAGAUAAAGACUUCCUGAAACCAUUACUGCAUAAAAUCCACGUGAAUCCACCUGCAGAGGUUUCGACAUCUUUAAAAGUCUACCAGGGGCAUACGCUAGAAAAAACCUACGUAGGGGAAGAUUUUUUCUGGGCUGUCACACCAGUUGCUGGAGAUUAUAUUCUCUUUAAAUUUGACAAGCCAGUCAAUGUAGAAAGGUACUUGUUCCACAGUGGCAAUCCAGAGCAUCCAGGAGACAUACUUCUAAACACAACUGUAGAAGUUUUGCCUUUUCAGAGUGAAGAACUGGUAUUAAGCAAAGAAACCAAAGACAAACGCUUAGAGGAUGGUUACUUCAGGAUAGGGAAGUUUGAAAACGGUGUAGCUGAAGGAACAGUUGACCCCAGCCUAAAUCCUAUUUCAUCAUUCCGGCUUUCAGUGAUACAAAAUUCAGCCGUUUGGGCAAUUCUCAAUGAGAUUCAUAUUAAAAAGAUUACAAACUGAUCAUGGAAAUCUGCUUUAGAGGAAAAAGAAUUCUUGAAAAUUCUUCCUAUAAAAUCUGACAUCCUUAGCAAGUCACAAAUUGAAAAUACUGAGCAUGCACCUUAUUCCAAAUGUCAUUCUUUUUCACUUGAACUCUACCUCUUGUGAAAUCUACUGUAGAUGAGAAGAUUGUAUUUACCCCUUCUUAUCUGAUCCAUCCAGAAACUGAUGCUCCACACUGAUAACGUUCGACUGAGGCCCAAGUUGUCCUCCACUGUAAUGUGACUUUACCAUCUUAUGGUUGCAGAACCCUGCUACGCUUAACCUGUACUAUUUUGAUAGUAUAGUAAUAUAGAGUUGUACAUAUUGUUACAUUCCUUGAAGAAAAAAAAAUAUAAUUAUUGUUAAAUAAGUUUUAUGAAGGGGGUACUUUCGGAGUUCCAUUUAUUUUCUAUAACAAGAACCCUCUUUUAUAGACUGUCAGGGAUAUAUAUUAAAAAUGCUAGGGAUAUUUAAUUUAUUAAAAUAAUUUGAAAAGUACAUAUUUUUAUGCGGUAAAAUUUUAAAUUGAUAUAGUUUUUUUAUGAAUUCUCUAGUUUAAGUUAUCUUUCUACAUUUUUCUUUGGAGAUGCAAACAUAAAUUAAUACCAUAUUUCAAAUAUACUGCCAUGUUAAAAAGAAAACAAGAUUAAGUUUCUAAAUUAUGUAGUUUUAUACACAGAAUCUGAAUGAUGUUCAGAGGCAUAAACAGAGUUCUGAAGAACAUUUUUCUUUGGGGCUAUGAAAUUCCACGAUGUACAGUUUGUAGCCACAUAAAAAGCAUGUUGAAAUGUCUUGUUUCAUAUUAUGUACUAAAUCUGCAGUAAUUUUAGAUUUAAUCCAUUGCAUUUUAGAAGAAUUUUUUUUUACUCCAAACCAGUUCUUUCUAAAAAUAUUUGUAAGCAUUUCCUAGACUGAACAAAUUCAUUUUCUGUACUGAAGAAAAUCAUUCUCCAGCUUUGCUUUGGAGUGACAAGAGGCUACCUUUUAUCAAAAGAAUGAACAGUAGAUGCAUUUGAUUUACAGAGGUCUCCUUUUAAAAAGCUCUGUUAUCACAGCAUUUAUUUUGGAUACAUUAGUGAGUAGUUACAGGUUAUUUUCUUCCUUUGUUUAAGAGCAAGGUCUUAGUUUGACUCCUUUAUGGAUCAGUAUGGUAACUUGCACUAACUUUAUAGUGGGAACUGAAUUUGGCCUCAAGUUAGUAGCCUGCCUUUUUGUUUCAAGGGAGACAACAGUGAUCUUAAAUGAAUCAGAAAUUCGGUCAGGAACAGAACGUGGUCUGGAUUACAAUCAGAGUGGAACUGUUGCAGUACUAAUGCUGCUGCUGUUCCUAAGAGUCCUUCUGCUUAGAUGCUUAUGUGUAAGGACUCAGGCAUGAGAAAAUUUCAGUUAGUCAGAAAUGGCCAGGAAAAAGAGAGGCAGGAAUUCCUCCCUUUUAUUAGGAAUGAAGUGCCUGAUUGACAUUGGAGGGAGGCAUCCACGCUGGCUUGGGUAUUGUCAGUUGUGCUGUGAACCAGCCUCCUGGAACUGACAUCUCAAAAGCUGGCCAGCUUUCCCUGUGGAAAAAACACACUCUCUGCUACCCCCAACACAGAAUCAUAGAAUCACUUAAGUUGGAAAAGACCUUUAUUGUCUUUGUGAUCAGGGCACAGAUGCACAAAACCUGUUGCAGCUUCCCUGAUCUAGAGCAGGGGUCUUGAAUUUGUACUUCCCUAUUAAAGCUCAGCUGAUAGAUUUGGGCUCCCUUUCAUGAUAGGCUUGUAAGGAGCAGGAGCCUAAAGCUGCCUCGCUAGCACUGCAAGCACCACUGGAUUAGAGUGUCAACCUGUCUUCUCUUCUGCCUUGUUGGAGAAUUGUGCCAUAGCUUUGACAGUUCAGCAAUAUUCAAGUUGAAGAACUUAACUACUUCUACAAUGUUGUUAUUUUGGUUUAGCUAUGUUGUCUGGGGACACAGGGAUGACGAGAUUUGUAUGCAGAGCAAGACCUUCUGUUUAGACUGACUGCUGUAAGUUCAAGAAAAAGGAGAUACCAAGCAGACCUUGUUUACUUUUCCUGAUUGCAUCAGGUGGUAUAAAUAAAAUGUUACUUGGAACGCUUGUGUUGCCCAUGGAUGUUGUGGGCAUAAGCUAAGCACUGGUCACAUAAAUGGAGUUUAUUCUAGGAUUUGGGAAUGUGGGUGUCUAGGCUCUGAAUCCCAUGUGACUCUAGCCUAUUGUGGUGCUACAGCCCCGUUUGUUUGUACAAUGCCCUGCCGUCAAAAUUUUUUUUAAUCACACAUCAGCUAGCAAAGGUCUGAGAAAAUAUUUAGGUUUUCUUCUCAGCUUUGUCUGUAAAUGAAUGAUGCAAGUUAUUUAAACUAGGGAUAUUUAUUACAAUCCAGACUGCAGAAAUACAUUAGAUAUUGCAGUUUCUUAAUGUAAUUACUUUUGCUGACAGUGACCUUUUCCAUUUCUCUGUGAGUCUGGAAGUUUACUGGUACUAUUUAUGUAAGAAACCUGUGUGCUUAUUCUAAAAGCAUCACUGUUCCUGAUAUUUCACAGUGGUUAAGAUGAAUCACUGCUAAUAUAUUUAAACAGAACCCGUACCACAUUGAUUGCAAGACUGGUCAGUAGUAUAUUUAGUUUUCAAAAAUGUUGAGAAGAAAUUUAUCCAAGACAACAAAUUAAACUAAUGUGUGGUAAAAAGUGGAUUGUUUUCUGAACAUUGAUGCAUUUUUAUUACACUGUAGUAGCAGGAGUUGAAAAUACUCUGGGCUGCUUCAAUACUUACAAUGUUCCUGAGCUUACAGGCUCUCUAGAUAAAGGUGUCAAUGAAUACAAAUUAUAUUUCAUAGAUACAGGUAAAUUCAGAGCUGGUGUAAUCAGGUAAUUUAUUUCUGUAGACAGCUAUUUUUGGCUUUGUACCUUUAAAUUCCAAAUCAGGUUAAAGUGGUGCAAGACUCCUUCCUGGUAGUGUGGUGAAGUAAAAACUUCACCAUACUACCUGGUAUGUACAGUGAAGUAAGAACUCCUGGGCUGUUUGGCUCAUCAGCCUUUAGCUUGGGUACUGUUUGUGAGUGGAUCUGCACCAGUGAUCCAGUGUCUCCUGCACGUCUUCAUUGUAAGGGACAAUAUUGCCAUAAGAAAUCUUAAACAGCAUCUUUAAUCUAUGACCUGUUUUGAGGCAGUUUUCCCUACAUGUGUUCGAUUUCAAGUUAGUUUUGUUGUCACCUUAAAAUCCCCUUGAGGCUGCUGAAUCUUAGUUAUCCAAUAACGGAAAGUGUUUGAAAAAAACCUGCACUGUCCUAUACUCCUGUUAGCUCCUUCUGAUGCUGUUAAAGCUUCAGAAAAGCAAACUGUGAAACCAAAGGCAUAGCCAGAAACCUUCAUUACCUGGGCAAAUGAACUUCUUAUACUGGAUGCCAAACAGACUGGCUGAUGUGAAUAUUUGCUUUUUUUUGAGCUGAUCAGGAUUGCUCGGGACCAAGAAAACACAAGACUGCCAGUAUAAUCUUGCUUUGCUCAUUCAGUGGGUCAUCCUGCUGAACACUUUGUAAAUAAUGUGAACAGGAUGUGAUAAUUAGAGUGUUUCUAAAGCACUGUAUAAGGCUUUGAGCUUUUGCAGGCAUCUCAACCGUGUGUUUUCAUUGAUGGAAAAAAUUCCUAUGGAUGUAUUUUUUUUUGUACUUAAAGAUGGCUUAGAAAAAUUCAGAUAGAUGUAAUUCAUGGACCAAGAAAAGACUGGAGUGUUCUGUCGUAUCACUGCUUGUCUAGCUGUUUUGAAGCAGUUUUUAAAUACCUUGAGUCAGUUUAGAGCAAAGCAAUUUAUACUUUGCCUGUGUGAAACACAGUUCCUUGAAUGAGCUGAAGUGUGAUUAGUUUUUGGAAAAAUUUGGAAACUGUGUACCAGUUUCCUUUUUUUUUUUCCCCAGAUAUAUUAUAAUCUCAGUAAUCUCUGUAUUUUGUUGGAAGUACUUGCUCCAGAUGAAGUAUCAUAGUAGUUUAUAGUUCACCUCCAACUUGGAAAGUAUUAUUUUAGUCUCGUAGAGGAAAAGAAAAAUGAAAUCCUCUCAAGCCUUGCUCCCCUAAAAUAUAUGAAUCCAAGGUUCUACGUUUGCUCUUACUAGGAAUGAUGUAUUCUGAAAAAGCUAGACCAAGUUACUCUAGCUAGAAAGGGGGGGCAAAAAAAGUCCUUGUGUUUUUGAAUCAUCUUUACAAUCACCAGCAUAAGGCUGAAAAGCUAUUAAACAACUGGUGUUUUCAGCUAGCAUUGGUUGCUGAUGUACAACACACAGCCCAUGGAGACCUGGUGAAUUAGUCCUUGAGUGUCACCCUUAUGACUUUAGCGGUCUCUAAAGGGUUUUGCUAAAUUCUGCUGUAAACAGUGAACUGCUGGAAGUUGAAGUAGCUUAAUUUUGAGAAUGAAGCCUUGUUUCAAGCGGAAAAACGCUAUCUCUGAAGAGAAGGUACACAGGCCCCAAGUCCUUCAAAAGCAUCGCACCACAGGCCACUAAAUCUGAAGUAUUUUUACUGUUGAACUGAAGUGGAUGAUCAGUGAUGCUAGGAUUCCUGUUAGGGAAAAUGUGUACAGUUAGGCUGCAGCUGCCUGCAGGACAGGAGCUUGUGCUGUUAGCCAGGAAGGGAGCAGAUCCUGACUGGAAUCCUUCACCUUCCAUGGAUCAGCAGUUCACUGCUUUCCUUGUUUAAAGGAGAACGUUGCUCAGCAUCUGCUGAGAGGGAAACAUGAAUCUCUUCAAGCCUUAACAGUGGCUGAAACACACAGUACUGUAAGAUGCACUGCCAGCAUAUUUGGUAUUUUAAGAUAAAUUAUAGUUUUUCCUUAGAGAUCAAAUUCUAGUAUUGAAAUUGUCUUACUGUAACCAGUUUACUCUUGUGUUGUUUUGGAACCUGAAUCCCAGUGCUCAUGUUUCAUGCUGAACAUUGCAUUGGAAAGCUGUCAUCUUCACUUUCCAUGAGGUAUUGUUUGUGAUGGUCAGUUUCUACUUCUGCCUUGUGGACUUCACAGCUGCAGGCAUUGCCAUGAGCCCACCCCUGUAGCCAAACCUUCCAUGUUCAUUGAUUGACCUGACACUCAGAAUGGUGGAUGUAGUAAUACCCACUGGACUGCUAGAGAUUGGGUUUAAAACUUGCUGCUAUCUUUGGAAACCUGAUAUGGGUCAUGUUAAUUGUGCCUUUCAUCACUGUUUCUUCUGUGUGCCAGAGUUGUCCAUGUAUAUUUGAAGUAGUCACUGAAGUAAAUCUGUUCUCAUAAUCUCUCAUACAAGGAGAGGACAGAUGUGUAUCUAGAGACAGCUGUUGCUUUACCAUCGCAACACUACUGAUCUGUACUUUCACACAGUCCCAAGGCAAGGUAUUCCAAUAUUACUCUUCAAUAAAACUGCUUUUUGGUGUCACUUAAACCCCUCAUAAUGUAGAGCUUAUGCCGGUAUGUGCAUAGUAUCUGCAGUAAGAGUUAUGCUACAUAGACUUGUUGCAGUUAAAUUUAAGCUACAGAAAUGUACAAGUAACUUGUUUUUAGGAAUGUACUGCGAAAGUAUUUGGAAAAAAUUGCUAACAUGUUUACUGUUGUAAAUAUUUUAAUAAAAAAAGGACACUUCAAACUUUUUUACACAAUUAUCUACAAUAAAGAGAAAUUUACAACCA
Molecule: messenger RNA, 9321 nt
Organism: Passer domesticus (house sparrow)
Lineage: Eukaryota; Metazoa; Chordata; Aves; Passeriformes; Passeridae
Gene: MGAT4A
Product: alpha-1,3-mannosyl-glycoprotein 4-beta-N-acetylglucosaminyltransferase A
Exons: 17
Coding region: 2054-3661 (535 amino acids)
Biological process (GO): protein N-linked glycosylation
Cellular component (GO): endoplasmic reticulum; Golgi stack; endoplasmic reticulum-Golgi intermediate compartment
Molecular function (GO): acetylglucosaminyltransferase activity
Source: RefSeq, a predicted model, not a curated record